Molecule: messenger RNA, 1785 nt
Organism: Alternaria novae-zelandiae
Lineage: Eukaryota; Fungi; Ascomycota; Dothideomycetes; Pleosporales; Pleosporaceae
Exons: 5
Coding region: 1-1785 (594 amino acids)
Source: RefSeq, a predicted model, not a curated record
AUGCAGCCCAUAUCAGUUGACUUCAUCGAAAAUCGGAAUACAAUUUUCCGCAACGCGCAAGGAGACCUGCCAUGCAAAUAUGACGUCGGUUCUCAAAAGUUCGUAGCUCCCCCGGUCACUUUCGGUGGAGCAGUGCCCGACGACUACGAAGAGCAGUUGCGGGAGAGUAAGCUGAAGGUUGUCGCGACCAAAGAAAGUUUUUCGAAAGCGCUGUCAGCCUUGAAAACGAAGAAAGCCAAAGACAAGAAGAUAGCAAGCUUUGACCUCGACGCUUGUUACGACUGGAAAGAGAUCACUGAUGUUAUACACGGGGUAGUUACAGACUACCACAAGAAUGAUACAACAUGGUCAAAUAUACGCGGCGCGUUCCGGCGUGUUGGAGAUAAUGCAAAGUCCAUACAGCCUUUCGUGGGCCUCUUGCCCGAUGGAGAAUACAAGACUCUCUGUGGAGGACUGACAUUGAUCUUGACGGCCAUGACACAACACUCCGAAGUCCGUGAGAGGAUGGCCGAGUUGUUGGAAGAGGUGCCCGAGAUCGUGAAUUUGUGCGAACAGUAUCAGACGCUCUAUCCUGGGCGUAAUACGAUGCAGUUACGCGUGAAUGAUGUCUACACCAAUCUUCUUAUAGCUCUUGAAGCUAUAGUGGACUGGUACAAACAAUCUGCCUGGAAACGAGGUACAGACAGUCUGUUGAAGAACAGUAACUACGGAAAACCGAUCGACCAAUGUGUCAAAAACAUCCGCCAGUCUAAGGUCCUCUUAUUGGAAGAAACCCAGUUGUACCAGGCUUGGACUCAGAAAGCCAUACUCGCAACAGCUGUCAAGAACAAUGCUCAGUCAUAUGAGAUGAACUCAAAUAUACUUCGCGUUGACAAUCACGUCGUUCAAGUUAGCGAUGGCAUCAACGCCCUCAAGGAUCAUUUCGAUGACGUGAUCAAGAAUGCUCAGUCAAACGACAAGCGAAGGAUAAGCGAGCUUGAAGAUCGGGUCGCAAAGACGGCAAUCACUCCAGAGCAUCUUAUGAAGGAACUGGAGCUGAAUCACUCCAAGCAUACGCAUGUAGCAGAGGUCUCCACGGUGCUCAGACACGGGCUGAACAGUCGGGCAAAAUAUCAGAACCGCGCAGGCUGGGUAGGCAACACUACCGAGUUCCAGAAUUGGCUCGGCGGCAGGGGAAAGUCUCAGAUGCUGUGUAUCCAGGGCUAUGGCGAGUUCGAGAAUACCUCCCCGCUGAGCUUCCUCAUAGCGCUUCUUUACGAGAAACUGGAAAGCACGCCGCGCACACUCGUCCUUCCAUUCUUUUGUGGGCUCAGCAGUGUACGCUCUGGGCCAGCACUCAUGCUACGGGCCUUCUUCAUACAACUGCUCGCUUCAUGCGAUGCGCACGGAUCAAAAGACGAGGACGGACUCCCUCUACUUUCUUUUCUGAGCCACGAUGAUGUCGCGAACAUGGAAAACCUGUGCUUCAAAACAUACACAAAAGCGGUGGUGCGACUGUUACGCGAGCUGCGGAAGGAGUAUAAAGCGAUCUUCAUCCUCAUCGACGCUGUCGACUUCUAUGAUGAGAAGUGGGGGGACGAGAUGGAUGAUUUCAUGAAGAAUAUGAGGAAGCUCGUGAGAUCAUUCAACAAGGCAGCAGACGGAACGUCGGGUGGAGUUCUAAGGGUUCUUGCAACAGCGUCGGCAUGGUCGGAGCUGUUUUCGUCUCCCAAGAAGCCGAUGGUCCUGCUUGAUGUGCCCGAGCAUCUAGAUGGUUCAACGGACGGAUUUGAGAGGAUUGACUAG